Molecule: messenger RNA, 1979 nt
Organism: Electrophorus electricus (electric eel)
Lineage: Eukaryota; Metazoa; Chordata; Actinopteri; Gymnotiformes; Gymnotidae
Product: cilia- and flagella-associated protein 45
Source: RefSeq, a predicted model, not a curated record
CGCAAGUGUUGUAUUAGCAGUUCUAACAUACUGGCUCUUAGAUCUUUGUAACCACAGCAACAGCUUCCUCGGUUUCGCCGUUUCUAUAGAAACAUAACAACAAAGGGCUUUAACUCGGUUAGGGCUGGUUGGACCGUAGAGGAAACAUAAAGGAAAAGCAAUGUAUUGAAUGAAGAAAUGACGGUAAACGUAUAUGCAAUAAUAAGAGUUCAUAAUCGUAUCUGAAGCAAAGCUUUAGGUGCAUUACUGAAAUCUCAUAGAACCAUGCCUCAAAGUGUGGCAUCUUCGUCUACACGGAUGUCCAGCAACAGCGCUCACUCUCGACGCUACCGCAGGCGCGCCCUCACCUCUCAAGUGGAUGAGGCUCUUUUUGGAACACCCAAACAGUCACAGUGUGAAUUGGAAGACAAUACAGGCCACGUCCCGACAUCCAGAACACUGUCUCGCUCUGCUCCCAUCGGCAAAGCACAGAAAUCGGAGACAGUCCGCGUCAUUACUAAGGACCUGAUCAGAGACUUGAGAAUUCCAAGAAAGGAUCCAUCCGGACAGUCCGUCAUCCUCUGCCCAGAUGAAAUUGAGCGCAUCACGGCCGAGUCACGUGUAUUAACGAAAGCUGAGAAGGAAGCGGUACUGCAAAGCCAGCGCAUAUCUCGGGAGAAGGCCAUGGAUGCAGCAGAGGAGCGAAAGGCUCACAUGCGUCAGGUGGACCUGUCUCGGCAGAAGAACCAGGGUCUUAGCGAGCUGGAGGAGGAGGCCAGGGAGCGUGCUCAGUACCUGCUGGAGAGGGCUAAGGCCCUGAGGAUUGAGCAAGAGGAUGAAGUCAAGAAGCUCAACGAGCUGAUCCUGGGAGCUCAGUGCCAUGCAGUACGUGAUGCUCAGAUACUGGAGAAGAAGCAGAUUCAGUCUGAGCUGGAAGAAGAGGAGCGGAGGCUGGAUGCCUUCAUGGAGCUAGACCGCCGCAGAGCCCUGGAAGCUCAGGAGAAGAUUGACCAGCUGCGCAAAGAGCAGCGCAUGCAAGGGAAGAUGUGUAUCCUAAAGCAGAUUGAGGAACGCCUAGAAGAGCAGCUGCUUCAGGAGGAAAUGAAGGAACAGGAGGGGCAACAGAUGCUGGAGAACAUGGAGCGGAUGCAGAUGGAGGAGCUGGAGUCUAUGGAAAGAAAGAAAUCAGAGAAGAGCAAGCUACAACUGGAAAUUCAGAAGAUAAAUGAAGAUAGUCUGCUUGCUAAGGAGCACCGUAAGGAAGAAGAAAGAAUGGCAGACCGCCGAGCUCUGGACUACACACGCCAGAAACUGGAACGAGAGGCUGAGUAUGAGGAUGAGCAGAGAAGAAUAAAGAGAGAGAAGGAGAAAGAAGUGGCCAGACUCAGAACUCUUCAGGAAAGAGACAGAGACCAUAAAGCUGAGCAGGAUGAGCUCAGGGCUCGCAGGAACCAGGAAGCUGCAGAGAGGGAAUGGAGAAGAAAGGAGAAAGAGCAGAUCAAGAAGAAACUGGAGGAAGAGGAAAAGCUGAAAGUCGCUCGCUUACAGCAGGUUUCCUACAAAGAGCACAUGCUAUCUAUUGAGGCUAGCCGGGAGAGGGCGGAGUUCGACAGGGUCCUGAGAACACAGCAGGAGUUAAUUGCAUGGGAGAAGGAGCAAGAGGAGCGUCAACGCCAGCAGGCACUCUGCCACGGUGAGGGAGUUCGCCAGCAGGUUCGUGAGCGAGAGAUGCAGGCCAUUGUCCAGAGACGGGAGCGCUUCCAUGAGGCAGAGAGACUCAACGAAGGGGAGCGCGCUCGCAGAGCACGUCUGGAUGAGAUCAAAGAGAAGAAGAUAAAAGAGCUGAAGGUGGCUGGACUUCCUGAAAAAUAUUGCAAUGAAGUGGAACGGAAAAGUUACGUCUUACCCACAUUGGUACGCUAAAUAUUCUAUUCAUGUAUUUCCCCCCACAUAUACAUUUAAAAAAAACAAACAAACAUGAAGAAUGUCUUGUAUGUAAC